UCUGAUUUUCGCACUCCAAAAAAAAGGCGCAAACCUAUCGUUUUCACUGUAACCGAUCUGAUACCGGUAACCCCAAGCUUCACCCACGGCCGGCAAACUCAUCGGAAUCGAGAAAUUAGAAUCCUGAGCCUUCAGGCUUCGGAUCGCCGUCGACGUCGCCAAAAUCAAAUACAGAAAACUUGAUUUAUACCCUCGGCCAAAAAAUCUGGAGCACAAUUCGCGUCCCAAAUUCAGCUGCGUAUUGGAGUGGUGCGGUGAAUCGUGGAGUUAUGCUUUGCGAAUGCGUUAGGCGUAUUGGAGUGGUGCGGUGAAUCGUGGAGUUAUGCAUUGCGAAUGCGUAAUUGCCUUGUGUAGGUAGAAGUUGGGUGGAGCAGGAGGAAGUUUAGUUCUGUUAAGGAUGGGGCGUCUAAAGCUGCAGAGUGGGAUCAAGGCAGUUGAGGGAGAGCCCAAUGACACUAAUGGAAUCUAUUCUGAUAAAGCUACUUUAGCAUGCAUCAUUAAUUCAGAGAUAGGUACUGUGUUGGCGGUUAUGAGGAGGAAUGUGAGGUGGGGAGGGCGCUAUGCGUCGGAUGAUGAUCAGAGGGAACACUCUCUAAUCCAGUCUUUGAAAGCUUUGCGCAAGAAGAUUUUUUCAUGUCAGCAUCAGUUGAAUACAAUCAGUCCUGCUGUGUACCUCCAGCCAUUUCUUGAUGUGAUUAGAUCGGAUGAAACUGGUGCACCAAUCACUGGAGUCGCUCUGGCAUCUGUUUACAAUAUCUUGACGCUUGAUGUGAUUGAUCAGAAUUCUGUCAAUGUUGAAGAUGCUAUGCACUUGUUAGUUGAUGCUAUCACUGGCUGCCGGUUUGAGGUGACUGACCCUGCAUCAGAAGAAGUUGUACUUAUGAAGAUCCUGCAGGUUCUUCUGGCUUGCAUGAAGAGUAAAGCUUCUUUUAUGUUGAGUAAUCAGCAAGUUUGCACUAUUGUGAAUACAUGUUUCCGUAUAGUUCAUCAAGCAGGAUCGAAAGGUGAGUUGUUGCAACGGAUAGCUCGCCACACAAUGCAUGAGCUUGUUAGAUGUAUUUUCUCACACCUUCCAGAUAUCUGCAGGACUGAAAAUGCAUUGGCAAAUGGAAGCAGUUUCUUGAAACAAGAGACUCUGGGGCUCAACAAUGAGCAUGCACUUGAGAGUAGACUAUUGGAUAAUGGCAUCAGUUCUGAGUUUGGCAGUCAACUAUUAUCCACAAAUCCUGCUUUUCAUGCUUCACCAGGUGUUGUAGAAUCUAGGAUGGGUGAGAAGACAACUGGGACUUCUGACGGGAAAGAUGCUGUAGAAAAUGACUUGAAUCUCAUGACUGAGCCUUUUGGGGUUCCCAGUAUGGUGGAAAUAUUUCAGUUUCUUUGUUCUUUGUUAAAUGUUGCUGAGAAUAUAGGUUUGGGUCCUAAAUCUAAUACCAUAGCAUUUGAUGAAGAUGUGCCUCUUUUUGCCUUGACCCUGAUUAAUUCGGCUAUAGAGUUGGGUGGGUCCUCUAUUCAGCAUCAUCCCCAGUUACUGGGUUUGGUUCGCGAUGAAUUGUUUCAAAAUCUAAUGCAAUUCGGCCUGUCAACAAGUCCACUUAUUCUUUCAAUGGUGUGCAGCAUUGUUCUUAAUUUGUAUCACCAUCUGCGCACUGAACUCAAACUUCAGCUUGAGGCUUUCUUUUCCUGCGUGAUAUUGAGGCUUGCACAAAGCAGGUAUGGAGCUUCUUAUCAACAGCAGGAGGUAGCCAUGGAAGCUCUUGUUGAUUUCUGCAGGCAGAAAAAUUUCAUGGUGGAGAUGUACGCUAACUUAGACUGUGACGUCACUUGCAGUAAUAUCUUUGAAGAACUUGCUAGUUUGUUGUCAAAGAGUGCAUUUCCUGUUAAUAGCCCUCUGUCUUCCAUUCACAUUCUUGCUUUGGACGGUCUUAUUGCUGUUAUUCAGGGAAUGACAGAGAGGGAAGAGAAUGGAUCUAAUUGUUUAUCUGAUCCUCCAGUGACUCUUGAAAAGUAUACUCCAUUUUGGAUGGUGAAGUGUGACAACUACAGCGAUCCUAAUCAAUGGGUUCCAUUUGUUCGCCGGACAAAGUUCAUAAAGCGAAGGUUGAUGACUGGUGCCGAUCAUUUUAAUCAUGACCCAAAGAAAGGGCUGGAGUUCCUCCAAGGAAUUCAUCUCUUGCCUGAUAAACUUGAUCCUCAAAGUGUAGCUUGGUUUUUCAGGUACACAGCUGGGUUGGACAAGAAUCUUAUUGGGGACUUCUUGGGAAAUCAUGAUGAUUUUUGCAUUCAGGUUCUCCAUAAAUUUGCUGGUACCUUUGAUUUCGAAGAUAUGAAAUUAGAUACUGCACUCCGAAUUUUCUUGGAAACGUUCAGAUUACCGGGUGAAUCACAGAAAAUACAAAGGGUGCUUGAAGCAUUCUCAGAGAGAUACUAUGAGCAAUCCCCACUCAUUCUAGCUGACAAGGAUGCUGCUCUUCUCUUAUCAUAUUCAAUCAUAAUGCUCAAUACAGAUCAGCAUAAUGUUCAGGUGAAGAAGAAGAUGACAGAGGAGGAUUUCAUUCGAAAUAAUCGGCACAUUAAUGGAGGCGAGGAUCUCCCAAGAGAGUUCCUAUCAGAGCUUUACCACUCAAUUUGCAAGAAUGAGAUCCGCACAACUCCAGAACAAGGUGCUGGUUUUCCUGAAAUGACCCCAAGCAGAUGGAUUGAUUUGAUUCACAAAUCCAAGAAGAAUGGUUCAUUUAUUGUAUCUGAUUCCAGAGCCUACCUUGAUCAAGAUAUGUUCUCUAUAGUGUCUGGGUCUACAAUUGCUGCUAUAUCUGUGGUAUUUGAUAAUGCUGAAGAGGAAGAGGUUUUCCCAACAUGUCUUGGUGGCUUUUUAGCUGUUGCAAAGAUUUCAGCGUGCUAUCAUCUUGAAGAUGUUCUGGAUGAUCUGGUAGUGUCCCUCUGUAAGUUCACAACCCUUUUGAAUUCAUCAUAUCUUGACGAGCCUGAACUAGAAUUUGGUGAUAAUACAAAAGCGAGAAUGUCAACUGUGACAGUUUUCAAAAUUGCCAAUCAGUAUGGCGAUUACAUUCGUACAGGAUGGAGAAAUAUUAUUGACUGUAUCUUAAGAUUACACAAGCUUGGUCUCAUCCCUACUCAUGUGGUUCAAGAUGCAGCUGAUGAGUUAGAGUUUCCCUCUGUGACAGAUCAGGGAAAACCCGUCACAAAUUCUCAAUCUACAAUUCAGACGCCUUCUGUUAGUACUCUUAAGAAGUCCUAUGGAUUCAUGGGCCGGUUUAGUCAACUUUUAUCUCUUGACACAGAGGAGCCAAAAGCACAGCCCACUGAAGAAGAACUCGCUGCUCAUCAGCGCACUGUACAGACAGUUCAAGAGUGCCACAUUGACAGCAUAUUUACUGAGAGCAAGUUUUUGCAGGCUGAAUCCCUCUUACAGCUUUCACAAGCACUGAUCUGGGCUGCAAGCCGACUCCAGAAAGGGAAUAAUUCUGCUGAGGAUGAAGAUACUGUUGUCUUUUGCUUGGAGUUGCUGAUUGCUAUUACCCUGAAUAAUAGGGAUAGGAUUAUGCUUCUUUGGCAGGGUGUAUAUGAGUUCAUAUCGAACAUUGUGCAGUCAACUUUCAUGCCUUCUGCUCUGGUAGAAAAGGCUGUCUUUGGACUUCUUCGGAUUUGCCAGAGGCUGCUUCCCUAUAAGGAAAACCUUGCUGAUGAACUUUUGAGGUCACUGCAGCUUGUCUUGAAGCUCGAUGCUCGGGUUGCUGAUGCAUACUGUGAGCAAAUUACGCAAGAAGUCAGUCGGCUUGUAAAAGCAAAUGCCUCUCACAUCAGAUCUCAAUUGGGGUGGCGCAUAAUUACUUCCCUACUCUCCAUCACUGCUCGGCAUCCAGAUGCUUCUGAGGCUGGUUUUGACGCACUGUUCUUCAUUAUGUCAGGUGGAACUCACUUGUUGCCAGCCAAUUAUGUUCUCUGUGUCGAUGCGUCAAGACAGUUUGCUGAGUCUCGUGUUGGCCAGGCGGAUCGUUCUGUCUGCGCACUGGAUCUAAUGGCUGGUUCUGUUGAUAGUUUAGCAAGAUGGGCCCGUGAGGCUAAGCUAUCAAUGAAUGCGGAGGAUGCUGCUAAAAUGUCUCAGGAUAUCGGGGAAAUGUGGUUGAGGCUUGUUCAGGGAUUGAGAAAAGUUUGUUUAGACCAAAGAGAAGUGGUUAGGAAUCAUGCUUUGUCGUUGUUACGAAACUGCUUGACAGGAGUUGAUGGGAUUCCGCUUCCAUAUGGGUUGUGGUUGCAGUGCUUUGAUCUUGUGAUUUUUACGGUGCUUGAUGAUUUACUUGAAAUUGCACAGGUUCACUCCCAAAAGGAGUACCGCAACAUGGAAGGCACUCUAAUCCUUGCCAUGAAGCUCUUAUCCAAAGUGUUUCUGCAGCUACUUCCUGACCUAUCACAUCUAAGAACCUUCUGUAAAGUUUGGCUGGGGGUUAUCAGUCGAAUGGGAAACUAUAUGAAGGUGAAAGUUGGAGGGAGGAAAAGUGAGAAGCUUCAGGAUGAAGUACCUGAGCUACUUAAGAACACCUUGCUUGUAAUGAAUUUAAGGGGAGUGCUAGUUCAAAAAAGUGGUUCAGGUGAGGAUGGCUUGUGGGAGCAGACAUGGCUGCAUGUAAAUAAAAUUGCUCCAUCUUUGCAAGCCGAGGUGCUUGCACAAAUUCUUGUGCAGUCACAUACUGAGCAGGGUGAAAGAGAGGAAGUAUCGGAUGAAAAGGCUUCUUUACUACCAGCUGAAACAAUACCCUCCGGAGGUUCUGGCAGUGGGGGGUAGUGUCUGGAUUAUUUGCUGCGUUUGAUUGAUCAUGUACUUGGGAGGCAUUGUGUUCUGAAUCUGGUGUUGACGAAAUCGGCCAGCUGACAUCUUAGUCUUGUGGUACAGCUUUUAAAUGUGAAUUAGCAUGGAGAGAACUGAUAUAUCUAUUGUCGGUAUCUUACUGGUAUUCAUCUUCCUUCAAAAUCUAUUCUCCUCUUUGCCUCCAUAUACUGUGUUGUAGUGUAUUCCCCAGAUAAGUAUACUUUUUCUCUCCGGAUAUCAUUUUCUACGUCUCGUUUUCCAUCAGGGUGCUUUCCUUAGAUUACAAUUCUCCCUCCCCAAUUUUGUCAUACUGAGAAUCUGGAAGGGAAUCAAUGAUUUGUUUUGUUCCUAAGAUGGCGAAUAUUUUUUUAUUGAUUUCUUCAACAAUGUACAGAAUUAUUCAAGAUAUGCUAUCUUACAAUAGCAUUUUACA
This is a messenger RNA of Argentina anserina (silverweed cinquefoil), 5258 nucleotides long. Its product is annotated as ARF guanine-nucleotide exchange factor GNOM-like. The coding region runs from base 398 to 4801 and encodes 1467 amino acids. The record is from RefSeq and is a predicted model, not a curated record. Lineage: Eukaryota; Viridiplantae; Streptophyta; Magnoliopsida; Rosales; Rosaceae. Gene Ontology annotation, molecular function: guanyl-nucleotide exchange factor activity. The transcript has 3 exons. Gene Ontology annotation, biological process: regulation of ARF protein signal transduction.